Messenger RNA from Piliocolobus tephrosceles (Ugandan red Colobus), 2561 nucleotides. RefSeq names its product coiled-coil domain containing 77 (gene CCDC77). The transcript has 12 exons. The record is from RefSeq and is a predicted model, not a curated record. Gene Ontology annotation, cellular component: centrosome. NCBI's taxonomy places the organism in Eukaryota, Metazoa, Chordata, Mammalia, Primates, Cercopithecidae. Bases 310 to 1776 code for a protein of 488 amino acids.
GCGCAGUCCAAAGGGCCUUGUAAACUCCUGCGCGAUUGCACGGAUUCAGGGACGCGCCGUGGCGCCGCGACGCUCCUUGGUUUGACUUUUGUGUUUCAGUUGAGUUUGCUGACUCGGAGUCUGUGUGUUGUGAGUAUGGAGUUUUGGGUUGGGGGUGAAGGGGUCAGUAAGAGGCCUUGGUAAGAAACUCUUGUGAGGGAGAAGUAACCGCGGAAGCAGUGCGGAGGAGAGGGACGUGAGCCUGGAAUCUGGUGCCCGUGGAGGGGCUGGGGACCGGAGGAGAAAGUUCCAAGGUGUGAAAAAGACAGCAUGGACUUUACCCCAAAACACACCCCUGUCUGCAGAAAGCAAGCAGUUGUCUCCAAACGUGCCGUUGCCACCAGUGGUCCCACCAAGAGGAGGGGAAUGGCAGACUCACUGGAGUCAACCCCCUUGCCUUCCCUCGAAGAUCGUCUGGCCAAACUCAGUCCUUCUAAGGAGCUCCUGGAAUAUUAUCAGAAGAAGAUGGCUGAGUGCGAAGCAGAAAAUGAGGACUUGUUGAAGAAACUGGAACUCUACAAAGAAGCUUGUGAAGGACAGCAUAAACUUGAAUGUGAUUUGCAGCAGAGGGAGGAAGAGAUUGCUGAACUGCAGAAAGCUCUAAGUGACAUGCAGGUCUGCCUCUUCCAAGAACGGGAACAUGUUUUACGCCUCUACUCAGAAAAUGACCGACUGAGAAUCAGGGAGCUAGAAGACAAGAACAAGAUUCAGAAUCUCUUGGCUCUUGUGGGAACAGAUGCUGGAGAAGUGACCUAUUUUUGUAAGGAGCCUCCUCAGAAAGUCACCAUUCUCCAAAGGACUAUCCAGGCUGUAGGUGAACGUGAGCAGAAUGAAUCUUCAGCUUUCAAAGCAGAUCCUAAAAUAAGCAAAAGAAGACCAUCGAGAGAGAGAAAAGGAAGUUCUGAACAUUACCAAAGAGACGUACAGACACUCAUCCUGCAGGUGGAGGCACUGCAGGCUCAGCUGGGAGAACAGACCAAACUUGCUCGAGAACAAAUUGAAGGGCUCAUGGAGGAUAGACGGAUUCACCUCGAGGAAAUACAAGUUCAGCACCAGAGAAGUCAGAACAAAAUCAAAGAGCUAACCAAAAAUCUUCACCACACCCAAGAGCUGCUCUAUGAAAGCACCAAAGAUUUUCUGCAACUCAGAUCUGAAAACCAAAAUAAAGAGAAGUCAUGGAUGCUUGAAAAAGAUAAUCUGAUGUCAAAGAUUAAGCAAUACAGGGUGCAGUGUAAGAAGAAAGAAGAUAAAAUUGGAAAAGUGUUGCCCGUUACGCAUGAGAGCCAUCAUGCUCAAAGUGAAUAUAUUAAGUCCCUAAAAGAUAAGUUAGUCCAAGAGAAGAAGCUGUCCGGUAUGUACCAAGAGCAGUGCAUUUCCUUAGAAGAGGAACUUGCCCGAAUUCGUGAGGAAGAGGAAAUGAGGAGAGAGAUCUUCAAGGAUCGCACUAACAAGAUGGGGAAGCGUUUACAGGUAAUGACAAGACGUUAUGAGGCAUUGGAGCGUCGACGGAUCUUGGAAGUAGAAGGCUUUAAGACAGAUAUUAAGGUUCUCCGACAGAAACUGAAAGACUUGGAGCAAAUGUUGUAUAAGGCAACAAUUAAUGCCCGGGCAAACCAGGAUCUUGCCAUUCUGUGUGAGGUCCGUGACAGCAAUAGACGGGCACAUAAGAUACAAGGAGAACUGAAGAAUCUUAAGUCGAAAGUGUUUGGUCUGGAGCAUGAACUGAGACUCUGUUGAUGUCUACUUUGGGAAAUGGCCCCGUUUAGAAGAGGUGUGCUUCCUGAAACCUGAGGACAAGGUCAUCUGCUGCCAGAAAAUGUAAACCUGAGUUGACUAGAGUGACGGUAGUGAUUAUUACGAAGACAGGGUGAAGAAUCAGGGACCACUAGGAAAGCUUUUCUUGUGUGCUCAGCUUGCUUUAUCAUUUUUGCUGUCCUUUUACCAUUUGUGGGGAGUAGGGGCCUGGUCCUGAAUGACCUAGAGGCUUUCAUUGUUUAUCCCGUCUGUAUCAACAGGUUUUUGUUUUUUUAGAAGACAGUGAUGAUAAAAAACUUCGGAAGAAGGUAUUUUGCAAUGAGCUUGGCUGAGUGUCCGUGGGAAGAAUACUUUAUCCAGUCCGGGCGACAGAGCAAGACUCCGCCUCAAAAAAAAAAAAAAAAAAAAACUUUACCCCUAAAGAGAGAGACGCACUCACAGCGGCUGCCUUUUUCCUGAGCCCGGGGAGAAGGCAGCACAUCACAACCUAUCCCAUUGGAAUAGACACUCAUUCUGCUGUUUCACCUUCCAUCGCGAGCGGAGCCUGAAUUACGUUUCUGGGCAGUUUCAUGGUGUUUCACCAGAGGGCACUAGAGACUCAAACAAAAUGUCCAUCUGGAAAAAUUAAGGAGACACUUUGGCAAGGGUGAAUGAAACUGAAAUGAUCCUUGUUUGGAAAGUUUGAUAUUUCUAUCAGUAACACGGCUUUUGAAAAAUGAUGUAUAGAUUUUAAAUUAACUAUUUUCAAUAAAAUAUUUCAUUCAAAA